AUGCCGCUCGGGGAUAAGCCAGGAUGGGAGAAGUCGGAAUCUCGUUACUGUGGAGUGGAGGCGGAGUUCGACGAUGACAUAGCUAACCUUCUCUCUUUCAAUCUGAACCUCGGCGCAUUCGAUUUUGUCGUCGCUCCUCUGAUGAACCCAACCUACCGGCCUAGUCUACUGCAGGCAAACAGUGGUGGAACUUGUGUCCUGCCAUUUGCUGGGUCCGACCUCGUCUUGAGUCCGUCUCAGUGGAGCAGUCAUGUUGUGGGAAAGAUUAGUCAGUGGAUUGAUUUGGAUUCUGAAGAUGAAACUCUUCGGAUGGAUUCCGAAACAACUUUGAAGCAGGAGAUAGCAUGGGCUAAUCAUCUUUCCUUACAGGCAUGCCUUCUUCCCUCUCCAAAGGGCAAGUCAUGUGCAAACUAUGCUAGGUGUGUAAAUCAGAUUUUACAAGGCCUAAACAAUAUACAGUUGUGGCUUAGGAUUCCCCUAACAAAGAUUGAUGAUGCUUCUAUGGAUGGGAAUUCUGGUGAAUUGGUUGAUUCAUGGGAACAGUGGAAUUCCUUCCGUAUUCUGUGUGAGCAUCACAGUCAGCUUUCUGUGGCAUUGGAUGUUCUGAGUUCCUUACCGUCAGUCCACUCACUUGGUCGUUGGUUUGGCGAAUCUGUCAGGGCCGCUAUAAUUAGUACCGAUUCUUUUCUCACCAAUGCCCGAGGCUAUCCAUGUUUGUCAAAGCGCCACCAGAAUCUGAUUUGGGGCUUCUUCAAUCACUCAAUACAGGUUGUUGUCUCUGGAACUUCUUUGCGCAACACUGCUGCCCCAGGUUCAGAUUUGGUCACUAAUCAUUCAAGUGAUAAUGUUGAAAAUUUGCAGAAACAUCCACUUAGGUCAUACUUGGACUACAUUGGUUAUCUCUUUCAGAAGAUGGAUCCUCUUCCGCAACAAGAACGUUAUGAGCUUGGUUACAGGGAUUUCUUGCAGUCCCCUUUGCAACCGUUAAUGGAUAACCUAGAGGCCCAAACAUACGAGACAUUUGAAAAAGAUUCUAUGAAGUACAUGCAGUACCAAAGGGCUGUCUCUAAAGCUUUGCUGGAUAGAGUCCCUAAUGAGGAGGCCAAUGUAACCACUGUACUUAUGGUAGUAGGAGCUGGACGUGGUCCUCUUGUGAGGGCAUCUUUGCAGGCUGCUGAAGAAACAGGACGCAAAAUAAAAGUUUAUGCAGUGGAGAAAAAUCCAAAUGCUGUUGUCACACUCCACAGUUUGGUAAAGCUGGAGGGAUGGGAGGGCAUUGUAACCAUCAUUUCUUGUGAUAUGCGCUACUGGGAUGCACCUGAGAAAGCAGAUAUCUUGGUAAGUGAACUGUUGGGUUCCUUUGGUGAUAACGAGCUGUCACCUGAGUGUCUUGAUGGUGCCCAGAGGUUCCUGAAGGAAGAUGGAAUCUCGAUACCAUCAUCGUACACUAGUUUCAUCCAACCGGUGACAGCAUCAAAGUUGUAUAAUGAUGUUAAGUCACACAGGGAUCUUGUGCACUUUGAGACUGCGUACGUUGUCAAAUUGCACAAUAUAGCAAGACUUGCUCCACCACAAUCUGUAUUUGAAUUUACUCAUCCAAAUAACUCUACUACAAAAAGCAAUGAACGUUACAAAAAGCUUUUGUUUGAACUACCUAAUGACACUGGAUCAGCAAUGGUUCACGGAUUUGCUGGCUAUUUUGAUGCAGUGUUGUACAAAGAUGUGCAUCUUGGAAUUGAACCAUCAACCGCGACACCAAAUAUGUUUAGCUGGUUUGCAAUAUUCUUCCCAUUGAGGACCCCAGUAUGCAUGAAACCGGGGUCUUCUCUAGAAGUACACUUUUGGCGCUGUUGUGGAUCUUCCAAGGUCUGGUAUGAAUGGUGCGUGGCAGCUCCGACUCCUAGUGCUAUGCACAAUACUAAUGGUCGAUCGUACUGGGUUGGCCUUUAA
This is a messenger RNA of Linum trigynum, 1950 nucleotides long. The record is from the annotation of a GenBank genome assembly. Lineage: Eukaryota; Viridiplantae; Streptophyta; Magnoliopsida; Malpighiales; Linaceae.